UUAAAAUUGAUCAAGAAAAAAGAAUACAUUGUCUAUGUCAAUCAAUUGUCAAACAUUUUCCGAUCUUGCUACACGAGCAAUGAACCGAGUAAUAUGAAGUGAAAUAUAAUUUUGAAUAUAAGAACAGGAAGAUAGCAGCAACUCCAAGCUACCAUGAAUGUUGGGGCGUUUGGAGAAAGGGAGGUAGCUCUCAUUGCAGACGAGCUGAGCAAUGCUGUGGAGUUGACACUCAAUCCCACUGUUGCUCAGGAGGCAAGGAAACAAGCCUAUACAGCCUGUGAGAGUUUCAAAGACAACUCACCAUGGUGUGCCCAGGCUGGCUUGCUCCUAGCCAGUGGCGCCCAUUACUCACCAGUAGUGAAACAUUUUGGUCUGCAACUCAUGGAACACACAGUCAAGUACAGAUGGACUCACAUCAGUCAAGCUGAAAAAUUAUUCAUAAAGGAGAAUGCAAUGAAACUCCUUUACAUGGGAGGCUGGGAGACCGGACACUUGAAUGACGCACUAGCGCGAGUUAUUGUUGAGAUGAUCAAACGAGAAUGGCCGCAGCAAUGGUCGACUUUACUCGCUGAACUUAGUGAUGCUUGCAGCAGGGGCCACCUGCACACACAGAUUGUGUUGCAUGUGUUUCUGAGAUUGGUGGAAGAUGUUGCUACCUUGCAGACAUUAGAACAGCAUCAACGGCGUAAGGACAUCUACCAGGCGCUGACCAGCAACAUGGCGGAGAUAUUCUCCUUCUUCAUGCGGCUCAUCGAGCUGCACGUUCAGGAGUUCAGAGAGAAAACUGCAGCUGGUGAUUAUGCGGCAGCAGCUAGUAACGGCAGGGUUGUGCAGGUGGUGUUGCUAACACUGACAGGGUUUGUAGAGUGGGUGUCCACCAACCACGUGGUGACCAACAACGGCAGACUGCUGGAGAUCCUCUGCAUCUUGCUCAGCGAUGACGCGUUCCAGCUGCCGGCCGCGGAAUGUUUGCUUCAGAUCGUUAACAGGAAAGGCUCUACGAAAGAGCGCAAACCGUUGAUGAUAUUGUUCAGCGAGAACGCUAUCUCGUACAUCCACCGCGCGGCGCUGCAGAGCAUCAGCGUGAUCGAUGAACCACACUACCUGUUCCUGAAGAAACUAUCACAGGUCCUGGCAGGCCUCGCGCAGCAACUCACGUCCCUGUGGAACUGCGCCACCAGCACGGAGAGCUGGCUGCCGCUGCUGCUGGAGAGCACGCUGCUGCUGACGGCGCACCCGUCGCUGACGCUGGCGCACGCCGCCAACUGCGUGUGGCUGGCCUUCCUCAAGCACGAGCAGAUCUCCAAGCUGCCGCACGUGCUGGCCGUGGUGCCGCGCUGGCUGCAAGCUGCCGCGCCCAAGAUACUCAAAGUAACGUAUCCAUCGUCUCGAGUGAACGGCGUCAACGACGCGGUGUCGUACGCGUGUAUGGACUACGACAGCGAACAGGAGUUUGCUAUAUUCUUCAAUCGCUUUAAAGCUGAGAUAUUAGACAGUUUCAGGUACUGCAUGAUCGCCGCGCCGCUGGUGACGUGGUCGUACGUGGAGCAGUGGACGCACACUGCGCUGGACAAGGUGGACUCGUGUCCGCCGCAGCUCGACGUCACGCACCCCUUGCACGUCGAGUGGGAGGCUCUGGCUCAGGUUCUCGACGUAGUGCUGUCUCGCUUGCUGCAAGCGGAGCCGCGGCCCAACGUGGCAGAGGGGCUGCGGCUGCUGCAGCGCUGCGUGGCCAGCGAGCCGCGCGCGCCGCUCAUACUGUCUCUGUUGCUGUCCUUCAUAUCGGCGCUCUUCGUGUUCCUCAGCUGCGCUUACAGCCAACUUGCGGGGCCAGGCGUGGGGUCAGCGGGCGCGGAGCUGUUACCGCGCGUGUUGGACAAGAUCUUCGCGGCGCUGCUGUACGAGGGCACGCCGCCCGAGGACCGCACCUCGCGGAACGUGAAGAACGUGCGCCGCCACGCCGCCGGCCUGCUCGUCAAGCUGAGCUCCAAGUACCCGCUGCUGCUGCUGCCCGUGUUCGGGCGGCUGCACGAGCUGUGCCAGACUGCGCUGGCGCGCUCCGACCUCAGCGCGCUGGAGAGCGUGACGCUGCAGGAGGCGCUGCUGCUCGUCUCCAACCACUUCUGCUGCUACGAGCGCCAGAGCGCGCUUGUCGCACAGGUGCUGGGCGACUGCCGUGCGCGCUGGGCGGCGCUGAGCCCGCACCUGCAGUCGGCGGCGGGGCUGGCGCGGCUGGUGGGGCUGGACGCGCCGCCCGACGACGACGACCUGGAGCGCACGCAGGCGCGCCGCACGCUGCUGCACGCGCUCACGCUCACGCUUGGCGUCGUCAAGCGCACACAAGUGCCCGCUGAUCCGGACAAGGCGUCGCGCGGCGGGUUCAGCGCCGGCGUGACGCCGUCCGGCAACCCGGUGUGGCGCAACCCGUGCGGCGCGCACGUGCUGCCGCUGUUCCCCGCCGCGCUGUCGCUGGCGCGCGCGCUGCACGAGCUGCACGCGCCCGCGGCGGCGGCGCUGCGGCACCCGGCGCACGCGCGCGCGCUGCAGCCGCCGCCCGCCGAGCGCCGCAACCUGCUGGGGCUGCGGGACGACGCGCCGCCCGCGCUCGCGCCCGCGCCGCACGACCGCAUGCAGAACCUGCUGCACACCUUGCACGAGAACGUGUGCGGGCUAGUGGGCGCGGCGGCGGCGUCGCUGGGCCGCGAGCUGUUCAGCGUGCCGGAGCUGGCGGCGGCGCUGGCGGCGGCGCUGCUGGCGGCGCCCGAGCGGCUGCCCGACCACUGGCUGCGGCGCGUGCUGCGCUCGGCGCUGCGCCCGCUGCUGCUGCACUGCCCGCCCGCGCACUACGCAGACGUGGCGCUGCCGCUCGUGCGCCACCUCGCGCCCGUCAUGCUGGUCCACUUGAACGACCGCUGGGAGUACGUGACGUCACUGUACGAGUCUGGCAAGCUGGAGGAGGAGGGCGGCAGUGAGUCUCAGGAGGUGCUCGAGGACAUGCUGGUCAGGCACCUCACCAGGGAACAUCUCGACUUGUUAAAGGUGUCUCUGGUAGAAGGUGGGGUCAGCACAGAGCCGUCCACUGACAUGGACGACGAGACUCCACCAACCAACCCGGGCCGAGCGCCUGAACAAGUGUCGGAGCUGGGGGCUAUUAUACUGGCCGACCCCGUCGCUGGCCCGGCUGUACUACACACUAUCCUUCGCGCACUGACGUGGAACGACUCGACAUCGUCGCUGCGCGCGUGCGCGCUGGCGCUGCCUGCGCUGCGGGCGGCGCUGGGCGCGGGCGAGGCGGGCGGCGCGGCGCUGGGCGCGGGCGAGGCGGCGGGCGCGCUGGCGGCCGUGCUGCACGCGCUGCGGCUGCACGGCCAGCACGAGGCCAACCAGGCGGCGUUGCUGGCGCUCGCUGUGCAGGCGUACGAGGCGCUGCGGCCGCGGUUCCCGAGCGUGGCGGGCGUGCUGCGCGCCAUCCCCGACGUGGACGCGCACGACCUGCAGCGGCUCGACGAGAAGCUGGCCGCGCACUCCGCCAAGCCCGCCAAGAUCGACAAGAGCAAGCGCGACCUCUUCAAGAAGAUCACCUCCAGGUUGAUUGGACGGAACGUGGGCCAGUUAUUCAAGAAGGAGGUGUUCAUACUGGACCUGCCCACCAUGCACGCACCGAAAGACAAGCCACGCAGCGCGCUAGACGCGGCCGAAGGCGCCGGACUAGAGAAACUUUUCAAUGCCAACGCGCCCACAUAGCGGCGGUGAGGCCUACACUAUUAGAUAUUAAAUUAAUUAAUUAAUUAUAUCUUGGUCUGUUAUACUAUUUUUUUCCUAUUUGACUGAUUUGAAAUCUAAGGGUAGCCAGGACUCCUAAUGCUGAUUCCACAUACUUGGCACUGACAAACUCCAAACAUCAAAUGUUUGGCUUGAUACGAUACACGCUCGCAAGAGGUUUUGUGUUGGCUACAUUUGGCUUAAUUAUUUUUGUGAUAUAAUCAAAAAAUAAGUGAUAAAACAAAAAAGUAAGGAAACUAAAAAUAUGGCAUUAAAAUUCAUCUUCAUUGUCAGCAGUGGCGUGCACUUCAUAGAUGCAAAAAUGCAUUAAGCACUGCCUAUCCUAAGGACUCAAUACAAACCUAUGUUGGACCACAGAAUACAUACUCGAACAAGGAAUUUUGACAUUAUUACUAAUAGUGCAUACCCUAGUUAAAAUCCUUAUGCACGCCACUACUAGUGAGUCAUUUUCACAAAAGAAGAGUGUACAUAAUCGACACAAGUGCUUACGACAUAUAAACAUGUCGAAGCGUUGGCGGAAAAUUAUUAUGAUUUUGACAUAAAACCCACUGACUCGAUCAAAUACCGAUUUGACCGAGUUAGUCGAGUCGCGAAAUCCCGAUUUCGGGAUUGCAAGCACAUAACAGUAACUAUCCAAAUGUGGAAACCGAACCCGCGGCCCUGGAUGCAGAAGGCACAACUUAUAGCUUGGCAAGUUCGUUGAUGACACUCCAAUGAUAUGCGGGUGACGGAGGGGAAGGACUGCGCGGGUAUCAAGUCGUGCGCGCGGGGCAUCGCUACCCCCCUCCCGGCACCCGCGGACCAUUUGAGUGUUACGAAAGAAUUUGCCAAACUAUAUAUACUAGAUAGACCACUACGACAUUUUACUGUCAAAAAGGUUGACUUACCUUGGUAAGGCGGAUUCAGUUUACUUCUUGCGCUAAUUUAUAAACAAUCAAGUUAUUUAAAAAAAAUACAAUACGAGUGUGCUGUAGUCCACACGACUGAAAUAAGACUUCUUUAUCUCAAUCUAUAUCUAUCUAUAUAGAAAUAAAGAAAAUGUGUGCGCGCACUUCUCUCUCUUGCUCCGACAGUACAUAUGAAACUGUCUCUCUUUUUAUCUCCACUAACAUCCAUCUCGCUCUCAACGUCCGUUCGCUUCGACCGAUCACGAUAUUCGCAACGCACUCAUAACGUAUUCACCAGCUUCCUCUCCAACAAGCGUGUGUAAAGUAGUUUUACUUCAAAAACAAUUUGUUGAUUGAUCAGAGCGUAAGUAAAGCCUAAGUUAUUAAAAAUAUCGCAUGAGCAGCGACAGAUAUGGCGAGUGAGAGAAGCGAGUGAGGAGCGGAAGGCAUAUUCUUUAUUCAUUACAAAGCGCGUUUACACCCAUAUAUUGCGCGGGUGAUCAUUCGGUUUCGUAGACUGAUAAAGUAAUAGACGAACAAAUGGCAUAUGUCGCAUUCCCACAAAAAAAAGUACAAUGAUAAACGAUUGUCAUAUAAGUAAUAUAUUAUAUGAUUUUAUAAAAAAAAUGCAAAAUAAAUACAGUGUGACGACGUGCACCCUUAACUUGUUGCAAAUUUUAAGUAACCAGUUAGGUUAAAAUAAUAUAUUGAUGAAAAGUGUUAUGUAGUUUGUUGUAAUAUGAAAAUCGAAUAUAUUUGGAUUGACUAUGUAAUGUUAAUCAGUAGUCUAUUUCUUUCUCGGUCUGCGCUGGGUCUAUAUUAUUUAAAUCACAAACUUAUCUGGCCUGGUGAUGGUGUUGCUAUUAUCGCGAUUUUAGUUGGUUUUUUUAAAAUGGCGACCGGCAUUACGUUAGAAUGCGCGCACGAUAAGUUUGCGCGUGGCCAAAUGCGGAACUAAUCAAAAGUGUCUAUCUCUAUUUAUCUCAUGGCGGGUAAAAGAGAUCCAUAACGCUGGCAACUUCUAGUUCUAGUUAUGGCCUCCGAUCAGAUAAGUUUGUAGCACUAUAGGUCCUAAGCUACAUUCGAUAACAUGACAUUAGAAAAUCAAAGUGAUAUUUACGAUGGUAUUGAUAUUAACAAUAGUUUAAAAACUUACUCUAUAACUUCCUUUGUAUAAUAUUAGGCUAGGUAAACAUGCAGUCGUUGAAUAUAAAUAAAAUAGUAUAAUGGAUUAUUAUAAAAAAAAGUGGAACCAUGCGAACGUGAUUUUUUUUAUUUUUAUAUUUAUCUGUAACCAAGAGUAUAUGAAUUUUACGCUUUACCGAGUGUCGGUAAUGCGUAUGACUGAUAAGUAAUAUUAAAUUAAUGGAAUAAAUUAGUUAAUUAAACGAUUUGAUCAUCAAACUUUUUAAUACAAUUUUUUAAUUUGUUUUUUUUUAUGUUAAAACCAUUUCAAAUGUUGCAUCAUGUUUUUACAUUGCCCAAUAAGAAUACACAUAUAGAUAUGUAGAGACAUUUGAAGGCUAUGUAAAAAAAUAUGUGAUUUUUUGUAUAUUACGGAUACAUUUUUGUAUGUAUAUUAGAUUGACCAGAAAUAUAAUAAUUCUAUGUUAUUAUCCUAUGUUGCAUUAAAAAAGGAACUAUUUCUUCUGUUCGCAUAGACUGCUAAAAUUAACUUAUACUCUCAAUUCAAGCUUUUUUUUCAUGUCAGGAAAUAUUUUACCUGACACCUCAAUGACGUCACGUCUCUUAUGUGAAUGACAUAAGCACUAAACUGAUUAAAAAUGUCAGCUUGUAUUGUUUCAUAGGUUGCCGCAUACAGUCAAUAAUAUGGGCUAUAUUAGGGUAAUGUGGAUGAGAGUAAAGGAAGGAGUUAAUACUUGUAGUGGUUUUUAGCUUUGUCCAUAAAGUUUAAUGCCCAAAGAAUGACCACUAGGCUAACUAUGGACCUUAUUAGAAUACUCAAAGUCACACAGCGGGCGAUGGAGCUAUGCUUGGAGGUUCUCUGCGUGAUCGAAUCAAAAGUGAGGAGAUCUGCAGACGAACCAAAGUCACUGACAUAGCUCAGCGAGUCGCGAAGCUGAAGAGGCAACGGGCAGGCCACAUAGUUCGAAGAGCCGAUGGACGUUAGGGUCCCAAGCUGCUGGAAUGGCGACCCCGCACCGAAAAGCGCAAUGUUGGUCGACCCCCCACUAGGUGGAUCGAGGACAUCAAAUGGGUUGCAGGGAGCCGCUGGUUACUGGUUCGAGACCGUUAUGUUUACAAGUCCAUGCAAGAGGCCUAUGUCCAGCAGUAGACUUCCAUCGGCUGAUGAUGACUGCAGUGGUGCGAGUUUUGACAAGUUUAUCUUACAUAGUCGUACCAUCAAUAUUAUUGAGAAUACUUGUACCAUCAAAACUAUUGAGUAUACUGGUACCAUUAAUAUUAUUGUCAAAAAUUAUUGAGUAUAUGCGGGCACCCAUUGUUAAUACCUAAACCCAAUAUUGAAGCUUGCCAGCUAAAAUUAAUUUACCUAUUAAUAUUAUGUAUUACUAUUCAAUUCAUUUAAUGUACUGUUUUAUACUGAUAAAUUGUUUUUAUAUUCAAUUAUUUUUUUUUGUUGUAAUGUAGUAACAGAAAUGUUUAUUUUUUCACCUAUUUGUUUUAUGUCAUUUGUGUGUUAGUUUUAUAAUUUUCUCAAGCUAUGCGAUAUUGAUGAAAUAAACUGUUGUUUUGGCACAAACAAAUGCCUUAAUAAAUAAAUAUUUGGACUAGAGGCGGAUUUACCAGUUGGCUAAGUAGGCUGCAGCCUAGGCCGGCAGUUUACUGACAGAUAAAAUGUAAAAAAUAAAAUUGCGAUCGAAUAGUGUUAAUAUUUGCGUAAAAAAAAGUAGUGUCGUAUUUUAGAGGGGCGGCAAAAAUUUAAUAGCCUAUUGGCGGCAUAUUUGUAAAUCCGCCACUGAUUUGGACAAUACACACAUGUAAUCUGGCAAAAUCGUUGAUAACACUCCCAUGAUAUGCGGGCGAUAGGGGGCAAGACUGCGCUGAUGUGAAAUCGUGACGAAAGUGGGAAGUGACGUGGAUCAGUCGUGGGGUUUUCAUUCAUCGCUACACGCCCUCCGGCCCACACGGAACAUCGGGAGUGUUACGAACGAAGUUGCCAAGCUAUUGCUAUUCAUCUUCAAAAUAAGCGUUAGCUUGUUGUAGCCGACAAAGAGAAGAGUAUAAUUAUUAUGUAUAAUGUAUAAUUGAAAUGUAGUGAAUGGUUUUCGCUUGUCGUAUAACCACAGCUUCGGCUGGUCACGCUCGCGUGGAGUCCUCCGCGGUAUACGCGCUAGCCAUAAACAACUCGCAAUGUAAAACAUUCUUCUGUGAAUAAUCGUUAAUAUUAUGUUAUUAAAUUAUAUUAUAGAGUAAA
Messenger RNA from Bicyclus anynana (squinting bush brown), 8067 nucleotides. RefSeq names its product exportin-5 (gene Ranbp21). Lineage: Eukaryota; Metazoa; Arthropoda; Insecta; Lepidoptera; Nymphalidae. Gene Ontology annotation, cellular component: cytoplasm; nucleus; RNA nuclear export complex. Bases 154 to 3744 code for a protein of 1196 amino acids. The transcript has 22 exons. Gene Ontology annotation, biological process: protein export from nucleus; RNA export from nucleus. The record is from RefSeq and is a predicted model, not a curated record. Gene Ontology annotation, molecular function: nuclear export signal receptor activity; RNA binding; small GTPase binding.